UGUUUAUUCAUCUACCGUCUCUAGCGAAAAUUUCAUGCGCCAAAAACGUAAACUAAAGGAGUUUUAUUGGAAUUACUGCGAUUUCAAGGACACCCAACUGCCCAUGUGCAGCGCCAGGCGCAACUGAGACCGGGGACACCAGAUUCCAGAACUGCGGCGGUGCAUCCUGCGCGGCGGCGGCGUGGAAAGGAAAACGCAACUUCCACCUUGUGGGUGGUGGUACAGCAGCGCAAGAAGAAGAAGAGCUGCAACGCUGCAGUCCAAUUUCAUAAACAAAGGAUAUAAAGCGCAUUAAAAUAGGAUUCCAUCGGCCACUGGACAGGAUGUCUACCUGGAGAAAGUGAGAGUCAGCUUUGCACUUGAGCCAGCUACACAGGAAUCCCGAGAUUAAGAUGCAGCAAAUGGACGACCCGCCAUCGCUGCCCGUGGGCACGGAGGUGAGCGCCAAGUACAAGGGCGCCUUCUGCGAGGCGAAGGUCAGCAAGGUGGUGCGCAACAUCAAAGUGAAGGUGGCCUACAAGCAGGGACUGGGCUCUGGCAUCGUCUCCGAUGACGCCAUCAAGGCGCCGACGGGCCAACUGCGCGUGGGUGCCGUCGUGGAGGUGCGCCAUCCGGAUCGGAAGGAGAUCGUGGAGGCCACCAUUACCAAGAUCCAGGACUGCUCCCAAUACACGGUGGUCUUCGACGACGGGGACAUCACCACGCUGAGGCGCACGGCCCUGUGCCUGAAGAGCGGUCGCCAUUUCAACGAGAGCGAGACGCUGGACCAGCUGCCACUCACCCAUCCGGAGCACUUUGGCAAUCCCGUGGUGGGAGGACGCAGGGGCCGGCGACGGGGCCACCUCAACGAGGACAGCUCCGACGACGACGACGAGAGCGAUGCCAAGGAGGUGGUCAACGAGAAGGAGGAGAACAUCGGCAAGGUGGUCUGCGUGGAGACGGAGUCCAAGAAGAAGGACAAGGAGAAGUGGUUUCCCGCCCUCGUAGUGGCGCCCACGGCACAGGCCACCGUGCGGAUUCGUGUGAAGGACGAGUACUUGGUGCGUUCGUUCAAGGACGGCCGCUACUACACGGUGCCCAAAAAGGAGGCCACCGAGUUCACCCGCGAAGUGGCCAGCAAACAAGAUGUGCCUGCUGUGCAGGCGGCCCUCGAGUUCCUGGACAGCAGCAUCCUUCCGGCCCACUGGGACAGGGACUCGCUCUUCGGCCUGUCGAACAUCUCCAGCGACGACGAGGGCGAGAUAGACUCGGACUCCUCCGACGACGAGCCGCACGAGGAGAAGGAUCGCUUUGUGGCGCAGCUGUACAAGUACAUGGACGACCGGGGCACGCCGCUGAACAAGGUGCCCUCCAUCCAGAGCCGGGACGUGGAUCUCUACCGGCUCUUUCGGGCGGUGCAGAAGCGCGGCGGCUACAACCGCGUCACCUCGCAGAACCAGUGGAAGCUGAUUGCCAUGCGCCUGGGCUUCACGCCCUGCACGGUGAGCGUAAUGAAUCUGGUGAAGCAGGCGUACAAGAAGUUCCUGCAGCCGUACGGCGACUUCCACCGCAAACUGGGCUGCUCCAUGCUGAUGACCUCGCGCAACUCCAAUCGCAGCAAGGGCCGCAGCCUGGUGCGGGCCAACUCGGUGGCCUCGCCCAAGCCCAUGGAGACCACGAAGACGGAGAGCAUCAGCAAGCUGGCCCAGCCCAAUCAGACCAAUGCGGCGGCGGUGGCCUCAACUUCGACCUCUGCCGCAGCAGCAGCGGCUGCGACAACUACUCCGGCCAGAGCCGUGUCCAACGCCUCGCAGUCCGCUGCCGAGGAGUCGGGCAACACCAGCGAGUCCAGCGUGAUGGUGGAGCCACCCAAGAAGCAGCGCAAGGGCUCGGCGGCCAGCGGUCAGCAGCAGGGCAAGGUCAAGAGUCUGGUGGAGAAGUACGAGGAGAAGAGCUCCACAACAGCGCAGAGCUCUGCAGCAGCAGCAGCAACUGGAGGAUCGGGAGCCAGUGCAUCAUCAUCUGCAGGCGCAACACCAACCACUGCAGUGGCCACACUCUCCACGUCGGCCAGCUCGUCUUCAGCAACGUCUGGAGGUUCUGCUGCUGCCCUGGCAACUGCUGCAAGCAACAAGGAUGCCGAAUCGGAUCUACCUUUGGCCAAGAUUAAGGCAGCGGCUGCGGCGGCCGCUUCCACCAGGCAGCACAGCAUGGAGAAGGAGAGCAACGUCAGUUCCGGCAGCAGUGCCUCCGCCUCCAGCAAGGCCAACUCCACGGAGAUGCAGCGCAGUCGCGAUGCCUCGCCCUCGGUUGCGGUACCGCCUCCAAGCGCCGCAAGCACAUCCUCUCCAGCAGUCGCCACACAACCGGUGUCCACCAAGAAGGAGAAGCACCAGCGCAGCAAGCAGGCGGACAAGGAUAAGGACAAGGAUAAAGACAAGGAUAAGGACAAAGAUAAGGAGAAGGACAAGGAUAAGGAAAAGGAUAAGGAGAAGGAGGAGAAGCAAGCGGGCAGCGGGAAGCGCAAGAAGGAGAAGAUUAGCGUGGAGAAGAUCGACACGGGCGACUUUGUGGUGGGGAUCGGGGACAAGCUGAAGGUGAACUACCACGAGAAGAAGUCGCCCAGCUCGCAUGGCAGCACGUACGAGGCCAAGGUCAUCGAGAUCAGUGUGCAGCGGGGCGUGCCCAUGUACCUGGUGCACUACACGGGCUGGAACAACCGCUACGAUGAGUGGGUGCCGCGCGAGCGCAUUGCCGAGAACCUGACCAAGGGCUCCAAGCAGAAGACGCGCACCAUAAGCACCAGCAGUGCGAACAGUGGCAGUGGCGGCGGCGGAGGAGGCGGUGGUGGAGGCUCCCAUUCGGGACAGGGCUCGCUGCCGCCAGGAGUGCCCCAGGGUGGCUCCAAAAUACCACCGCCCUCGGCGGGUCAUAACUCUGGACCCGGAGAACCCUCGCGAGGAUCGCUGGGUGGCGCCAGCUCCACGCCCUCGCUGCUGUCCAGUGUGGUGAAGACGCCCACGACGGGAGCAGGCGCAGGAGGAGCAGGAGGCGGAGGAGGAGGGGCCAAGCGGGGACGCGGACGCAGCGACUCCAUGCCGCCGCGCUCCACCACACCCUCGUCGUCGUCGUCGGUGGUGGUGCCGGCGGCGGCGGCGGUGGCCCACUCCGGCCGCACCAAAUCCCCAGCUGCCUCGCAGUCGCAACUCCAGCAGCAGCAGAUGAAGAAGCGCCCCACGCGCAUUGCUCCGGGAGCCACCACGCCGCGUCGCGUAUCCGACGCCUCGAUGGCCUCCGCAUCCGACUCGGACUCCGAUGAGCCAGUGCGUCGGCCCAAGCGCCAGAGCAGUGCCAAGGAGAAGGCGGCGACGGGCAAGGCGCAGCAGGGUAAGGGACGCGUCUCAAGCAGGGCGUCCUCCACGGCCCCAGCCAUGCCCCAUCAUGCCAGCGAUGAGUCCGAGGAGGAGGAGGACGAAGAUGAGCUAGCUGCUCCGGCCAAGCCACAGCAGGCCUCCUCAGUGCGCGGCUCCCGCGCCGGUGGCAAUCGCGCCAUGAGCAGUGGCGCCGCCUCCGCCAAGGGACGCGACUACGAUCUCAGCGAGAUUCGCUCGGAGCUGAAGGGAUUCCAGCCGAAGCUGCUCAACCCAACGAAUGCAGGCGAGGAGCGCAAGGAGUCGGCGGCCAAGAAGGAGUCGACGGCCGCCGAGCUACCGGACAUCAAGAAGGAGCCCAAGCUGGAGUCCUCGGCCAAGAGCAGCUCCACGGAGCUGUCCUCGGAAACGGAGUCGUACGUGGACGAGGACUCGCAGUCCUCCGACUACCGCAAGCAGCCAAAAGCGGGAGCAGGAGCUGGCAAGAAGGAGCCCCCACAGUCCAAGCUGCAGCACGAACCAGUCUCCAAGAGGGAGCUCUCGCUCAAAGAGGAGCCACUGAAAGUCGAGCCCAAGGCAGAGCCCAAGGAGGAGGAGUGCUCCAAGAGCAGCAAGCCCUUCCUGUCGGGGGCGGACAUCAAACCCACCGCUCUGAUUGCCCCGGCUAGAUUUGGCAGCACCUCAGCCAGCCAGGCAGCCAGCUCAUCAGCUGGUGGCUCUUCCACGGCCAAAUACACGUCGGUGAUUGUGGAGAAGCCUCUGACCAUUGGCGGCAAGAAGUCGGCAGCGGCUGUGGCGGAGCAGCAUGUGCCCAAAAAGGGGGAGCUAAUCAAGAAGCAAGCUGGCGGAGCAGGAGCAGGAGCUGGAGCUGGAGCAGCAACAGCUGGCUCUGCGCAGGAGUCCAAGAAGUUUGCCGAGCCGGUGGCCAGCCUGAAGGUGGAGCUGCCGGCAGCCUGCUCGCCCUCGUCCUCCUCCUCGUCCUCCAGUUCCUUCUGCUCCAGUGCAUCCGCGGCCAGCUCCAGUUCGGCCACCCGAUCGCUGCCCGACAUGAGUAAGCUGGAGAUCAGCAGUGGCACUGUGGCAGCUCCACAGACGACCUCCCAGCCAGCCGGCAAUGCCACGCCCAUGAGCCUGGCCAAGGAGUCCAAGUACAGCAGCAGCAGCAGCAGCAGUGGCGGAGGCGGAGGUGGAGGUGGAGGAACUCCGGCGGGCUCAGGAUUGAGCAUGCGCAAGCUGCUCUCCUCGGAUGUCUACGAGUUCAAGGACACGGAGCCCUUCGAGUUCGAGAAGCGCAUCUCGCCAAUGGCCUCGACUGUGGGAGCACCAGUAAGUGCAGCAGCAGGAGCAACUGCCUCCGUAAUCACCACAGCAGUGAUGGGCACACCGGGUGCCACAGCGGGAUCCCCACCGGCAGCAGCUGCGGCAACGGUGGUCAGCUCGGCGGCCAGGAAGCUGGCCCUCAAGGCCAGUGCCAUGCAGCAGAGUCUGGAGCAGCACCAGCUGCCUCCGGCUGGGCAUGAUCGUGGCUACGGUGGUGCCAUGGCCAUGGCCACCUCGCUCACAGCGUCCAAGCCGAAGAAGCGGGGAUCUCCCUUGAAGGAG
Molecule: messenger RNA, 4952 nt
Organism: Drosophila gunungcola (fruit fly)
Lineage: Eukaryota; Metazoa; Arthropoda; Insecta; Diptera; Drosophilidae
Gene: htk
Product: AT-rich interactive domain-containing protein 4B
Exons: 4
Biological process (GO): regulation of transcription by RNA polymerase II
Cellular component (GO): nucleus
Molecular function (GO): transcription cis-regulatory region binding
Source: RefSeq, a predicted model, not a curated record